GAAGAGUAUUCAGAUAUUAAACGUUUCGGGGGGAUGUAUUGUGAUGUAAUAAGAGAAGGUCAUUUGUUCGUGAAAGUAGUGAGGAGAAUCCUUGAUACUACAACUAAUCUGCGUUCAGUCCUUCUUGAGUGUAAGGUUUGUAAUCGGUAAUAAAGAUAUUGAAGAAGUAAAACAAUCAGCCAAAAAAGUUCAAAAUUGCAAGGGUGCUUUGUGGCAACCCAGCUGAGCAUUAACGGCCAUGGCUGGUUCAGAGAAGACGGUGAUGAAUGGCUGUGUGGCCUCUCCAUCCCCACAGAAAGAAGAGAAGGGAGGCAAGCCGAGGCCGAAUUAUAGCAUUCUCCUUUACAUUCCAAACCUCAUAGGAUACACUCGUCUGCUAUUGCUUCUGCUUGCCUUCUGCUUGUUACCAGCUUCACCUGCCUCGUUCGUUACCCUCUACUCCAUCUCUAUUACUCUGGAUGGUUUUGAUGGUUAUGCAGCUCGUAAGCUACAUCAGUGUUCCCUCUUUGGAGCUUGGUUUGAUGUGAUUUUGGACAAUCUGGGGAGGGGACUGCUAUGGGUACACAUACACCCGAUGUUGUAUUUGGUGUCAGCUGUAGAAUGGAUUUCAUUUGUCUGCAAUUAUUCAUUUGGAGCUAAAUGGCGUGAGAGUCUCAUUGAAGGACCCAAAGCUCCAACAAUAGUUACUUGCAUAUUGGCUAAUAAUUUUCGUAAUGCUUGGGGAGUGUGGGUCAUUGCUGGUCUCCAUGUGCUUCCUGUGUGGCUCCUGGGCAUUAAAUACAACAUAUUUGAGUCUCACCUGUGGUUUCUGCCUUUCUUUGUUCAACCUCUUGGUAUUUUUCUUCUGGGAACAGGGAGACUACUUUGUCUCUUUGUGGAAGUAUGGAGUAUAUGGAAUCAUAUGUACGGUCUUCUUGUGAACUCUUCCUCUUGCUGAGAUUUUAGUGAUGCAAAGAAAUUAGGAAGACACUUGAUUUUGGUAGCAUCAAUUUAUAUGACCUCUUACAGUUUAACUGAUGCAUUGAGUAAGAAUGUAAUAGAUAUACCAAAGAUAAUCAGGGAUAUUUUUAUAUGACUGGUUAAACAAAUGUAUUUCAUUUUGGCAUAUGAUUUUCUGUUAUUAAUUUAAAACAGUUAUAUUUCUGUCAACUUAUCUCUUUUGAAUCUCUCAGUUCAUUACUUGUAGUAUUAUGUUAUGAGAAAGACAUGUUUAUGACUUAAUUGAUAUAUUAUGUACCACAUAUGCCAGUCAUUAGCAAGUUAUAAGCUUUAUGUGAUAUAUAAGUUAAUACAUAUUGGAUAGUUACUUAAAAAAGUUUAGUGGAUGCAUCACAAACCUGAGGACAGUUAUUUUAAGCCACUGCUCCUUUAGGUACAUACCAUUCCGACUUUGAAUUUAAUUUAUAAAUUGUAUUUACAUUUUCCUUGAUUGUUGGAAAUAUUUUCUUUAAUUCUAUGUUGCUAUUAUGAAUGUCAAUAACAAUUGAUUAAUUAUAAGGUAUAGAAUAAUAAUAACGUCAAUGUUGGUAGCAUUAGUAAAAUAAAUUAUUUCCCAAAGACUCCUGGGAAGUUGAAAUCAAGUAAGGCCCUGAGGUCUACAUAUUGACUACUUAGUGGCAAAGUCCUUGUGAAGCCAUCUAUCAACUGGUUUGUUAAAAGUGUGAGAGACUAGACACAAUGAUUUUUCAUACAUAUGGGCAUGCAUUUACACAGAAUUAAAACAUAUCUGGUUAUCUAUCUGAUAUAUAUGUCUUUAUCUCUCUAACCAUAUGAGAAAUAUGCAAUCUAUAGUGAUAAAUAUACAAUCUAUAGUAAUAAAUAUACAAUCUAUAGUAAUAAAUAUACAAUCUAUAGUAAUAAAUAUGCAAUCUAUGCUAAUAGAUUUGCAAUUUUUUUGUGUAUAAGCAUGUUCAUAUAAAUGAAAUCAUAUUGAGUUGGACCUCGCACUGGUCGUAUGUCUAGAGAUAUUUCACAAAGCAAUACUACAGUGAACACAACAUUUUCCUGGUGGCAUUAGGAUAACAGAGGCUUCUUUAAGCAUGUAUGGCCUUUUCUUACCACCCAGUAGGUAGAAAAUGAUGGUAAAUCUUCAGCAGGAGUGCUUUUGGUUGUGAUGUCUUUGCUCCUCUUUGCAGUGAAAUGGACAUUUAGCUAUUAGUUUACCCAAAUCUUUGUUCUCCAUGUUUUUAAAUUUGACAACUUCAGUAACUUUAAAGCUGCUCUUUCUACCUCAGGUGUUUUCUCAAAUUAAUGUAACCAGUAAGAGCAAGGAUUUAAAGUCUAUUGACUUUAUUUUAAUGUGGAGUUGUUGCCGAGCAUUGGCAAUAUCCUCUGUCACACAAUAGCUUAUAUGAGGGUAAAUCAAAAAGUUCACAGAAUUUGCAGAACUAUGCUUAUUUACAAAGGACAAACAACAAUAUGAUUUAUUUUUCAAUAUUGUCUCCAGGCAAAUAUUUCCAAGUUUUUAAUCUUUAUUUAAUUAAUUUAAAUGACUGACUUCAAGAUAACAAGUCAGUGACAGAUUUUAACAUGUUUUACUCUGUUUUGACCUGCUCUCUGCUUGUUAUGACAAAUUUCAAUUGACUUUUUGCUUUACACUCAUAACUGUAUUUAAAACAAAAUCUUAAGAAAAAUGCAGGUAUCUAAUUAUGCUACUCGAUCCACUAAACCCAUUAUGUUGAUCAUUAUUUUGUAUCUAGUAGUAGUAAAUGAGUAUACUAAUACCAAUUAUAUGAUUAUGAAAAGAAUAUAAGAAAGUAAAAGUGAAAUCUUUA
This is a messenger RNA of Penaeus vannamei (Pacific white shrimp), 2774 nucleotides long. RefSeq lists its product as uncharacterized. Gene Ontology annotation, biological process: phospholipid biosynthetic process. Lineage: Eukaryota; Metazoa; Arthropoda; Malacostraca; Decapoda; Penaeidae. The record is from RefSeq and is a predicted model, not a curated record. Gene Ontology annotation, molecular function: phosphotransferase activity, for other substituted phosphate groups. Gene Ontology annotation, cellular component: membrane.